AUGGUAAGAACAGUUGUUUCGUUCCAGGUGAAGCGCAACUACCCGGCUUGUUCAGUCCCGUCUGGUCCCUUCGGGAACCCUACCGACUGCACAACGUACUACCAAUGCAUUGGGGAUGGCAUCGUCCUAGUGCGGCCGUGCCCAUCUGGACUCCACUUCAACCGCAAAACCGCCCAGUGCGAUUACCCAGAGAAUGCUAAGUGUGAAGUAUCCUCUUCUUCUGACGGAGCGGGCACAUCAGCCAACAAUGAGACACCCAGUGGAUCUUCUUCUUUACCUGAAUGUCCUUACCCUGCUGAUCCAAAUGUUGUUGUCCAUUUUCCCAAUCCUGAGGACUGCAGCAGCUUCUAUAAGUGUGGUCUCGAUGGAAAACCAGUGUUGAUCCCCUGCCCAGCAGGUCUCGAGUGGAAUGACGAAGCAGACGCCUGCGACUACCCCGAAUCUGCUGGCUGCAGCGUCUCUUCUGGUGGCAGUGUCAGUGGGGGCAAACCAGCCGGUAACUCUAACACUCCUCCACCUGAAUGCCCCUUCCCCGCCGAUCCAGUAAAUGUUGUACAGUUUCCCAACCCUGACAACUGCAGCACCUUCUACAAGUGUAGCCUCGAAGGAGAACCUGUCCUGAUCGCAUGUCCAGAAGGCCUCGAGUACAAUGCUGAGGCUCAAGUGUGUGACUACCCUACGUCUGCUGGCUGCAGCGUCUCUUCUGGUAAAAGUGGCAGCGCAAGCAAACUAACCAGGUCAAAUACCCCUCCACCUGAAUGCCCCUUCCCCGCCGAUCCAGUAAAUGUUGUACAGUUUCCCAAUCCUGACAACUGCAGCACCUUCUACAAGUGUAGCCUCGAAGGAGAACCUGUCCUGAUCGCAUGUCCAGAAGGCCUCGAGUACAAUGCUGAGGCUCAAGUGUGUGACUACCCUGCGUCUGCUGGCUGCAGCGUCUCUUCUGGUAAAAGUGGCAGCGCAAGCAAACUAACCAGGUCAAAUACCCCUCCACCUGAAUGCCCCUUCCCCGCCGAUCCAGUAAAUGUUGUACAGUUUCCCAAUCCUGACAACUGCAGCACCUUCUACAAGUGUAGCCUCGAAGGAGAACCUGUCCUGAUCGCAUGUCCAGAAGGCCUCGAGUACAAUGCUGAGGCUCAAGUGUGUGACUACCCUGCGUCUGCUGGCUGCAGCGUCUCUUCUGGUAAAAGGGGCAGCGCAAGCAAACUAACCAGGUCAAAUACCCCUCCACCUGAAUGCCCCUUCCCCGCCGAUCCAGUAAAUGUUGUACAGUUUCCCAAUCCUGACAACUGCAGCACCUUCUACAAGUGCAGCCUCGAAGGAGAACCUGUCCUGAUCGCAUGUCCAGAAGGACUCGAGUACAACGCUGAGGCUCAAGUGUGUGACUACCCUGCAUCUGCUGGCUGCAGCGUUUCUUCUGGUAACAGUGGCAGCGCAAGCAAACCAGCUGGGACAUCAAACACUCCUCCACCUGAAUGUCCGUUCCCCGCUGACCCUAAUGUUGUAGUCCAUUUCCCCAACCCCGAUGAUUGCAGCUCCUUCUACAAGUGUGGCCUCGAUGGAAUACCCGUGCUGAUCCCCUGCCCAGAUGGCCUCGAGUGGAAUGACGAAAAAGGUUAUUGUGACUACCCCGAAUCUGCUGGCUGCAGCGUCUCUUCUGAUAACAGUGGUAGCGUGGGCAAACCAGCCGGAAACUCGAACACUCCGCCACCUGAAUGUCCCUCUCCUGCCGAUCCAGAAAAUGUCGUGCAGUUUCCAAACCCUGAUGACUGCAGUACCUUCUACAAGUGCGACCUCGAUGGAAAUGCAGUGCUGCAAGAUUGCCCACCUGGCCUCGAAUACAAUGCUGAGGCUCAGGUGUGCGACUACCGCGACUCUGCUGGCUGCUCUGUCGCCAAAAAAUGA
Molecule: messenger RNA, 1902 nt
Organism: Schistocerca piceifrons (Central American locust)
Lineage: Eukaryota; Metazoa; Arthropoda; Insecta; Orthoptera; Acrididae
Product: chondroitin proteoglycan 2-like
Exons: 1
Coding region: 1-1902 (633 amino acids)
Cellular component (GO): extracellular region
Molecular function (GO): chitin binding
Source: RefSeq, a predicted model, not a curated record